Molecule: messenger RNA, 506 nt
Organism: Caenorhabditis angaria
Lineage: Eukaryota; Metazoa; Nematoda; Chromadorea; Rhabditida; Rhabditidae
Source: the annotation of a GenBank genome assembly
AUGCCUGAAAAUCCAGGAAAAUCUCGAAUUCCAUGGUUUUCAGCGCAAAAUUUCAGUAUAAAAACAAAGGGACUAGAAUUUGCAUUUUGAAAAAACUAGUCCCCCGAUUUUUAUUUGACUUGAAUUUUGUGCUGAAAAUUAUAGAAAAUUGUGAUUUUUAGCAUUCUCAUCAUUUUCAGCACAAAAUUCUGGUCUAGAAAAAACUAGGGAGGACUAGGUUUUGCAAAUUGCAAAUUCUAGUCCCUACAUCAAUUUUCUGCCAAAAAUCCCCAUUUCUAGAUCAAAAUUUCACCCCAAAUUCCAAAAAAUCAAUAAUUUCCAGCUAUUCCUCAUGCCAAACAAUCUCCCGAUCUUCCGAUUCUUAUACAUCUCCAUCAAAUUGUCAACUUCAAUCAAAUCCCUCACAUUUUAGUUGUGCCAGUUAUCCAGAAGAAGACGAAAUUCGUCGAAUUUGUCCAUGUCGCGAUUUUCAGCCACAACAACAUGCUAUUUGCAAACAAUGCUAG